Balearica regulorum gibbericeps (East African grey crowned-crane) is the source of this 2162-nucleotide messenger RNA. The record is from RefSeq and is a predicted model, not a curated record. Lineage: Eukaryota; Metazoa; Chordata; Aves; Gruiformes; Gruidae.
CAGGACUGCCUCUGAAUCGCAGUCCAGAAAGAAGAACCAAUCGUGUUGAUUUAAGUUGAACAUUUGUCUCUAAGGUUAACAGCAAAGCCAUGCCAGUGCUUUCAGAAGACUCAGGAUUGCAUGAAACUUUGGCCCUUUUGACAUCUCAGCUGAGGCCUGAUUCAAAUCAUAAAGAAGAAAUGGGAUUCCUUAGGGAUGUCUUCAGUGAAAAAAGUCUCAGCUACCUGAUGAAGAUUCAUGAAAAACUCCGUCAUUAUGAAAGACAGAGUCCAACUCCUGUUUUACAUAGUGCAGCAGGAUUAGUUGAAGAUGUAAUAGAAGAAUUGCAGACCGCACCAGUGAAUAGUGAAGAAAAAGAGCUACUUCAGCUGUUGUCAACACCACAUCUCAGGGCCAUGCUUGUAGUACAUGACACUGUAGCACAGAAGAACUUUGACCCAGUCCUUCCACCUCUACCUGAUAACUUUGAUGAUGAUUUUGAUGAGGAAUCGGUGAAAAUUGUUCGGCUAGUGAAAAAUAAAGAACCUUUGGGAGCUACCAUCAGAAGAGAUGAGCAUACAGGAGCUGUGAUUGUAGCAAGGAUCAUGAGAGGUGGUGCAGCUGAUCGCAGUGGUCUUGUCCAUGUUGGAGAUGAACUAAGAGAAGUCAAUGGUAUUACUGUGCUUCACAAACGACCUGAAGAAAUAAGUCAGAUUUUGGCUCAGUCUCAGGGAUCAAUAACGCUAAAAAUAAUUCCAGCCAUCAAAGAAGAAGAUCGUCUAAAAGACAGCAAGGUGUUUAUGAGGGCACUUUUCUGCUAUAAUCCCAAAGAAGACAGAGCCAUUCCCUGCCAGGAGGCUGGGCUGCCAUUUAAGAGACGGCAUGUCCUGGAAGUUGUAAGCCAAGAUGAUCCCACAUGGUGGCAAGCAAAGCGUGUUGGAGAUACCAACCUCAGAGCAGGCUUGAUCCCCUCGAAACAGUUCCAAGAAAGACGAUUGACUUACAGAAGAACGAUAGGCACGCUGCAGAAUCCCAGAACUGUGAAGAAACCAUUGUAUGAUCAGUCUUCUGAUAAAGAAGACUGUGACUGUGAAGGAUAUUUCAACGGACAGUACAUAGCUGGCUUACGCAGGAGCUUUAGAUUAAGUCGUAAAGAGAAGGAGAACAGUCUGAAUGAAGGAAAGCAAGCAGAGCAGGCAGACACAGCAGAGUUCCUAACAUACGAAGAAGUCACAAAAUAUCAGCAGCAGCCUGGUGAACAGCAGAGGCUGGUGGUUUUGAUUGGUUGUUUGGGGGCCAGAUUAAGUGAGCUCAAGCAGAAGGUUGUGUCAGAGAACCCACAGGAGUAUGGUGUUGCAGUUCCACAUACAACCAGGUCAAAGAAAAGUCAUGAAAAAGAAGGAGUAGAAUACAAUUUUGUCUCCAAGCAAUCAUUUGAGACAGAUGUGCAGCAAAACAAAUUUGUGGAACAUGGAGAAUACAAAGAAAAUCUGUAUGGCACAAGUCUUGAGGCAAUCCGGUCUGUGAUGGCCAAAAAGAAGGUUUGUUUGGUGGAUGUGGUACCUGAAGCAGUGAAGCACUUGAGGACUCCUGAAUUUAAGCCUUAUGUUAUCUUUGUGAAGCCUCUCAUUCCAGAAAAGAAAAAACAUGCCCUAAAAUCUCCCAUGUCAGAAGAAAUCUCAGCCCCCCUUGAUGAAGAACAGCAGGAAAUUAUUAAUUCAGCAGCAUUCAUUGAAGAGCAGUACGGCCACUUAAUUGACACUGUACUGGUGAAAGAAGAUCUCCAGAGUGCAUGUAAUCAGCUGAAAACUGUGUUAGAGAAACUAAACAAGGAUUCAUUUUGGGUGCCAGUCAACUGGGUUAGGUCAUAGCUUGUUAUCAUCUGUUGAAGGGAAAGAUUGUAUAAAAAUGUCUUGUAAAUAUAUGGAUUAGAAAAGGGAAAUAUGUCAAAUUCACUUCAAAAUUGGUGGUUGAUCUAGAAGGUAAUACAUAAAGACUGUGUUUAGUUUUUCUCAUACAGUCAGAAGCUGACAGUGCCUUCCUGAAUCAAAAUCUUGAAUAGCAGCUGUCAUUUAAAAGUGAAAACUCAGACUAAACCGAUAAGUAAAAGAUUGGAGUGACUUUUAGACUGUAAAUAGUGCAUUUUGUACAGUAAAGUUUCACAGAGGGUCCCACACUUUCAA